CUAGGGGGGUUUGAACAAAGGGAUACUCCCUAUUUCUGCGUGCAAGUGACCCCUGGUUGGGUUGUUACAGCCUGUUGCUGCCUUGGUGCGUUCUGAACCAACACCUUCAUCAGCCCUGUGAAGACUUGGGAUAGGCAUCAGCCAUGCGGAUCCUGUACCUGCUCUUCCCAUUCUUCCUUCUCUUGGUCCAGGGUGCUGCAGGGUCCUCCCUGGCUCCAGGAAAUAAGAAAGAAUGUCAACGACAAAAAGGCUUCUGUGGAUUUCUGAAGUGCCCUUUCCCCUUUAUCGUCAAUGGGAAAUGUUCAAGGUUUUUCUUUUGCUGCAAAAAGUAA
Messenger RNA from Chroicocephalus ridibundus (black-headed gull), 332 nucleotides. RefSeq names its product ostricacin-2-like. The record is from RefSeq and is a predicted model, not a curated record. Gene Ontology annotation, molecular function: CCR6 chemokine receptor binding; chemoattractant activity. Gene Ontology annotation, cellular component: extracellular region. Gene Ontology annotation, biological process: cell chemotaxis; defense response to bacterium. The transcript is spliced from 3 exons. Bases 144 to 332 code for a protein of 62 amino acids. Lineage: Eukaryota; Metazoa; Chordata; Aves; Charadriiformes; Laridae.